Molecule: messenger RNA, 3826 nt
Organism: Hippoglossus stenolepis (Pacific halibut)
Lineage: Eukaryota; Metazoa; Chordata; Actinopteri; Pleuronectiformes; Pleuronectidae
Gene: tardbpa
Product: TAR DNA binding protein a
Exons: 5
Coding region: 503-1720 (405 amino acids)
Biological process (GO): regulation of gene expression
Cellular component (GO): nucleoplasm
Molecular function (GO): RNA binding
Source: RefSeq, a predicted model, not a curated record
GUGAGCAGCAUGUCGAGCGGCCAUUUUGUUAGCUAGCUUUGAGGUUACAGAGGUUAGCCGUUGCUCUGACGGUUCGGCGCUCACAUUUCGAAUAAAGCGAACGUGUGGAUGUUUUUGUUUUGGUCCAGUAUCCGGCCACACGCUCGUAAACAGGAGGCGGACUUGUGUAUUCGUUGAGACGGCGCUAAACCCGAUGCUCAUUCAUUUUUUAAGCUAACUUGAGUUUGCUAGCUUGUUAGCUCGGCCGGGCUAACUUGUUUGUGCGUAACGGGUGUGAGUGAAAGAAAACAUCCAUCUCUGAUGACCGCGGACUGUUAAGUGUUGCUGCGGGUGUGUGUCGCACACAGUUUGUCUGUCUGUGUGUGUGUGUUGUGGCUGCUCCGGUAUCUCAGCUCACACAGUUAGCAGGUUCACUUGAUCGAGCAUCGACGUUUUCAAAACGCGUGCAUCAUCACGGUGUUAGCCGCGCUCCAUCAGCGGAUUCCUGCCGGACGCAGAGAUCAUGUCGGAGCUGUACAUCCGUGUGGCGGAGGAGGAGAACGAGGAGCCGAUGGAGAUCCCCUCGGAGGACGACGGGACCGUAUUGCUGUCGUCGGUGGCGGCUCAGUUUCCAGGGGCGUGCGGGCUGCGCUACAGGAACCCGGAGUCCCAGUGCAUGAGGGGGGUCCGGCUCGUGGAGGGGGUCCUGCAUGCACCUGAGAACGACUGGGGGAGUCUGGUCUACGUCGUCAAUUAUCCCAAAGAUAACAAAAGGAAGAUGGAUGAAAUAGAUGCUGCCUCAGCUGUGAAAGUCAAGAGGGGCUUUCAGAAGACAUCAGAUCUCAUUGUCCUCGGACUACCGUGGAAAACAUCAGAACAAGACUUGAAAGACUAUUUCACUACUUUUGGGGAGGUCAUCAUGGUGCAGGUCAAGAGAGAUGCAAAAACUGGCAACUCAAAAGGAUUUGGAUUUGUCCGAUUCACUGAAUACGAGACACAAACCAAAGUCAUUGCUCAGAGACAUAUGAUUGAUGGAAGGUGGUGUGAUUGCAAACUUCCUAACUCAAGGAAUUUUCCUUUUGACUGUCCCUCUCAGGCAAGUCCUGAUGAGCCGAUGCGAAGCCGUAAAAUCUUUGUUGGCCGCUGCACAGAGGACAUGUCAACUGAUGACCUGAGGCAGUACUUCAUGCAGUACGGUGAAGUCACUGAUGUCUUCAUCCCCAAACCUUUCCGGGCUUUUGCAUUCGUCACAUUUGCUGACGACCAGGUCGCCCAAGCCCUGUGUGGCGAGGACUUGAUCAUCAAGGGCAUCAGCGUGCACAUCUCUAAUGCUGAGCCCAAACACAACAACAGUAGGCAAAUGAUGGAUCGUGGGCGGUUUGGGGCUGGUGGGUUCAGUCAGGGCUAUGGCAGUAAUCGUGGUGGGCUAGGCAGCGGUAGCAGUGGGGUUAACUUUGGGGCUCUCGGUCUUAACCCUGCAAUGGUGGCCGCUGCUCAGGCAGCUCUACAGAGCAGUUGGGGAAUGAUGGGCAUGCUGGCUAACCAGCAGGGUCUGACCACAACGGCAGGCACAGCCACUACAACCCGAGACCAGACCUAUAGCUCUGCCAGCACCAGUUACAGCAGCCCCAGCUCGGCUAGCCUCGGCUGGGCUGCAGGAACUAACACCGCCUCCAACAGCGGCUUCAGCUCUGGCUUUGGCACGUCUAUGGAGUCUAAGUCUUCUAGUUGGGGAAUGUAGAUAGCUUCUAGUUGGGUUUUUUGUUGCUAUUAGACUAAUCUGGUAAGUAUACCUAGGGGGGAGGGGGGGGGCUGCUUCUAUCUUUUUUUCUAGUUAUUUAAAAUUACACUGCCUUUUUACUUGGGUAAAGAGAAGAUUUGCAUGUGACUUAUGUUGUCGUGAACUGAAUGGGAGAACAUUUUAGUUUGUUAGAUGAAACUGCCACACCACCUUUGUUGUUUUCGAGAAAAUGUUCCGCAGAGAUGAUGUGCAUGCAAGAUAAAUAUUUAAACAUGCACGAGUAUUUUAAGUGCUCCUCAGCCCCUUGUAAAAUGGGCUUGAUAUGAUUCUAUGUGUGUAAGCAGUUGAUUGCAUAUUUUUGUUUGUAUUUUGUUUGACGUCUUUUGGAAACGCCUUCAUGAAAAUCUCUUCUGCAGUUCACCAACUCUUUCCCAAUUUCCCGGGAGGAAGCGCCUCAUUGGCAGCAAUGUUCGACAGAUCUCAGUAUCAGUUCCCCUCCUCCAAUGUGUAAAUGCUUUGUCAUCAAAGAACACAGCUUCACCCUGCAUAUACUGUAUUAGACGGUGGGUGUUCUUUUUCUCCUCUCCCCUUUUUUAUGGAUAUAGAAACAUUGUCUGCACUUGUCUCUUUUCAAGAUCAAUGAGUGGGAUUGGUGUUGGACCGAGUGAGAGAGAGCGAAAGGGAGAGCAAAAUGAAAGAAAGCAAGUGUGAGAAGGACUGUUUGUGAAUUUUAUUUUUUUUUCUUCUAAACAAAUGCCUGCGAGACAUGAGAAGAUCCUGUGCGAGUGUGAGAGGAAGAAGCAAGUACGAGUGUGUUCCUAAACUUCAUCACAAGGACAUUAUUGCAUCUUGAGAUUCCUACGGUCUGCUGUUAUGUCAUCGUUUUCUAUCAACCAUGUUUCUCUAAAUCAGAUUGAAAUGUCAAGUGCAAUGAUUUUUUUGUAUCCUUUCUCGGCUUUCUCUUCCUGUCUGAUUUGCAGUGAAUGCUGUGUCUGGUUGUGUGUUUUAUUUUCUCCUUGUUAACCACCCUCUCUGUGUGAAAAUGUGACUUUGUGCCCGUGUGGGUCUGUGUGGGGGGGUGAACUCUGAAAGUGUGUCGGUGUUUGAAAGUGAACUCGGAGGCUGAUGUGGUGAAUGUUUGACAAGUUCCCACUGGAAGUUUGUGUUUGAAGUGGUUACGAAUGCAUUUUUCUAUGUUUUGUGAAUCAAAGGGAAGUCUGAAAUAAAACUGAAUUUGAUUAGGUAUUAUACCCUCUUCACAGUGACUUAUUUUUGACUGACAUGAAUUAAACUGCCGACACUUUAAUUCACAUGUAUAGGGACCUCGGACACGGACAGCGCAGGUUUUCGUUGGAGUCAGUUGUGGAGAAGCUGAAGACAUUGGUGGGUGGGCCCGGUGCAAACCAUCAAUGGAAUAGCUGCUCGACUGUCCAACUCCUGAGAAGGAUCAGCUUCACCUCACUAUCAAGAAACCUCGGACCAUCCCUAAAUGAAAUUCAGUGGACCGUACUCAAUUGGGCUGAGGUAUUUGUGUAUACCUCCAAAAAAAGAAGACGAGGGGUAGGAUGAGAAAAGCUAUUCAUUCCGUCCUACUCCUGCUAAAGCAUGUAAUGCCUUAUCUGAAUUAUUUACUUGGAUUCUGAUGUCUACUGAUGUGUUCGCUCGUUUUUUUUAUUUUUUAACAUGUCUAAAAUAAAUUGGAUCAAACAGGCAAAUGUCUCACCUGCAGUUUGACAGCGAUCAUACUUGUUCUUUUUCCAAUCUUGUGGAACCCAAAGUCUGCCUUAAAUCUAACACCAUGCAUUUCUGUCAGUAAAUACUUGAUUCUUUGUCCUCCAUUAGAAGUGGGUGAUGGCUCGCUGAAGUGUUAACCUGUAGGUUUGUUUUCAAUGUGGUUAAAAAAAAAAAAAAAAAGUUUAGAUAAUUCUGAAAUAAGUGUUCUUGUUCUUUUUGUUUACCUUGAUUGUAAAGUGGUUGAAAUGUACGAGCUGACUGAUUUCCAAAGGGACUUAAACAACUGACUGAACAUGCCAGCAAAAAACUCACUUUGUAUAUUGAAAGAUUUUAGUAUUGCAGUGUAAAAUAAAAGUUGAGUUUUUAAUCUUC